UAAAUGUGAUGUACCUUCCAAAUCAUCAUCGGUCGUCAUGGCUCCUGCUGAAUAUCAGACUACAUUCUCGAACUCACCCAACUACGCACUUCAAGUCGGCCAUAACGUUGGGAAUAUCGAGACCCACCAUCACUAUACCGCUGGUGAGUCGCUGUUUUAUUCGCCAUGGCAAGUCAUGACAAGACCUCAAAGGAAAGGAAAGACUAAUGGAAUCUACGACUAGACGAUCCUUUAACUCGCCUCGUAUACUCCAAAAACGCCCGAUUCAACUCUAAUUAUCGACAGCACGCGCAGAUCUGCCACGAGAAUACCCGAACUGACCUCCUGCGAGACAUAUAUAACUGGGUAGACGGGGAAGAUGAGCGACACAUUUUUUGGUUAAAAGGAUGGGCUGGUACAGGCAAAUCGACUAUCGCACAGACAGUAGCAAAGCAUUACUUUGACCAAAAUCGACUCGCAGCAAGCUUCUUCUUCUCACGAGGCGGAGGCGAUGCAAGCCAUGCAGGCCUUUUUGUCACGAGCAUCGCGGUUCAACUUGCAAAUGAUGUACCACUCCUUCGAGACGCAGUUUGUAUGGCGAUUACAAAAUGUAGCGACGUGACAACUCGAUCACUAUCUGAUCAAUGGCGUCGACUGGUUCUUCAGCCCUUCUCAAACCUCGAAGUGACGCACAAUCCAUCUUCAUACCUCGUCGUCAUUGAUGCACUAGAUGAAUGCAGUAGCGAAAAUGACAUCCAAACAAUCCUCCAGCUCUUAUCAGAAGCUCGACAGUUUACACCCUUGCGCUUACGUUUCUUGCUUACCAGUCGACCUGAUACAGUGAUUCGCCGGGGCUUUCAAGAGGUGCCGACGGUUGAACGUCAAGAAGUCAUUCUUCACCAAAUAGAACGUGCUCUAGUCAAUCACGACAUUGCUCUUUACUGCAACUAUGAGCUUGCUCUUAUUCGGCAAGAACAGUAUCUAGAGCCGGACUGGCCUAUCCCAGAGGAAAUUCAACGACUUGUUGAUAAGUCGAGCGGCCUCUUCAUCUGGGCUGCCACGGCAUGUCGAUACAUCCGCCAGGGACGAAAUAAUGCUGAAGAACGGUUAUCCAUGGUUCUAAAUACGCGGAUACAUGACUCCGGGCCAGAAAAAGAACUUGAUGCGAUUUACACAAUGGUUCUUAUGAACUCUGUCCCUGAGAAUUUCAGUAAUGAAGAGAAGGAAAAGUUAUAUGUGCGGUUGGGUCAUUUACUGGGUAGUGUUGUGAUUUUAUUCGCGCCGCUUUCCAUUCAUGCUUUACAUAUGCUAUUGGACAUCUCCGUCAACCAGAUCAAAAGAACGGUUAUUGAUCUCCAUUCAAUACUUCACGUUCCACUAGAAGAAAACAAUGAACUUCGAUUACAUCAUCCCUCGUUCCGAGACUACCUGGUCAACCCCACCAGAUGCGGCCUAGAAAAUCUCCAAGUCAGCGAGAAAGGUGCGCAUAGGAGGUUGUUGCUCGAUUGCUUGCGUCUCAUGACAGCAACCUUGAAGGAGAAUAUAUGCGACCUAGAUUAUUCUAACCCUGGCAUCCUGCGAGCGGACGUGGAAGAGAGACAUGUCCAACAAUCUAUUCAUCCUGCGCUUCGUUAUGCAUGUCUCUACUGGGUGCAACAUCUCCAAAGAAGCGGUGAAAUGAUAUAUGAUAAGGAUCAAGUCGAUGAUUUUAUGAGACAACAUCUCCUAGCUUGGCUAGAAGCCCUGAGCUGGAUGGGAAGAGCUGCAGAAAGUAUACAAGCGGCGACUUGCCUACAGUCUAUUGCAUCAACCAAUACCUGCCCCUUAUUCUGUCAAUAUAUCCAGGAUGCCAAACGCUUUAUAUCCUAUACUUAUCCUAUCGUGGAACAUGCACCCCUCCAAUUAUACCUCAGCGCAUUGAUAUUCACACCGGAGAGUAGCCAUGUCCGUAGUCAUUUUCAACAAAGAGUCUUCAGGUGGAUGAAGAAAUUGCCAGCUAUGGAGAAGAACUGGAGUUCUUUACUUCAGACACUUGAGGGCCAUACUUACUCAGUGAGGGCGAUCGCCUUCUCUCCAGAUGGGACCAUGCUGGCGUCAGCAUCCGAUGACGAUACAGUCCGGCUCUGGGAUACAGCUACAGGGAGUGCGCGCCAGACACUUGAGGGCCAUACUCGCUCAGUGAGGGCGAUCGCCUUCUCUCCAGAUGGGACAAUGCUGGCGUCAGCGUCCUAUGACCGUACAGUCCGGCUCUGGGAUACAGCUACAGGGAGUGCGCGCCAGACACUUGAGGGCCAUACUGACUGGGUGAGCGCGAUCACCUUCUCUCCAGAUGGGACGAUGCUGGCGUCAGCAUCCGAUGACCGUACAGUCCGGCUCUGGGAUACAGCUACAGGGAGUGCGCGCCAGACACUUAAGGGCCAUACAAGCUCAGUGCCUGCAAUCGUCUUCUCUCCAGAUGGGACCAUGGAUACGUGGCAGACACUAAAGGACUUUACUCGCCCAACAAAGCUGCUCGCCUUCUCUCCAGAUGGGACCAUGCUGGCAUCAACGUCUAAUUGCACAGUCCGGCUCUGGGAUACAUCCACAGAGAAUGCGCGCCAGACACUUAAGGGCCAUACAAUCUCAGUGACUGCAAUCGCCUUCUCUCCAGAUGGGAUAAUGCUGGCAUCGGCGUCUAAUAACUCUACAGUCCGGCUCUGGGAUACAGCCACAGGGAAUACGCGCCAGACACUUAAGGGCCAUACUCGCCCAAUAAAGCUGCUCGCCUUCUCUCCAGAUGGGACUAUGCUGGCGUCAGCGUCCGUUGACUGGACAGUCCGGCUCUGGGAUACAGCCACAGGGAAUCCGCGCCACACACUUAAGGGCCAUACUGACACGGUGAGCGCGAUCGCCUUCUCUCCAGAUGGGACUAUGCUGGCAUCAAUGUCCUAUGACGAUACAGUCCGGCUCUGGGAUACAGCCAUAGGGAAUACGCGCCAGACACUUAAGGGCCAUACAAGCUCAGUGACUGCAAUCGCCUUCUCUCCAGAUGGGACUAUACUGGCGUCAGCGUCCAAUGACUGUACAGUCCGGCUCUGGGAUACAGCCAAAGCGAAUGCGCACCGAGUCUUCCGGUGGUUGAAGAAAUUGCCAGUUAUGGAGAAGAACUGGAGUUCUUUAUUUCAGACACUUGAGGGCCCUAGUCUCUCAGUGAGGGCGCUCGUCUUCUCUCCAGAUGGGACCAUGCUGGCAUCAGCUUCCUAUGACGAUACAGUCCGGCUCUGGGAUACAGCCACAGGGAAUACGCGCCAGACACUUAAGGGCCAUACUGGCUCAGUGACCGCGAUCGCCUUCUCUCCAGAUGGUACCAUGCUGGCGUCAGCGUCCAGUGACUCUACAGUCCGGCUCUGGGAUACAGCUACAGGGAAUACGCGCCAGACACUUGAGGGCCAUACUCGCUCAGGGAGGGCGCUCGCCUUCUCUCCAGAUGGAGCCAUGCUUAUUACCGAUAGAGGUAGAAUACACGUCAACUCUAACGACUUAACUAGUCAUUCCCAACCACAACAUUUGGUUCCUGCUCCUGAGGUGGUAAUUGAAAACCCAUGGAUUGCCUGUAAGGGAUACAAUAUUCUCUGGCUUCCACCAGAAUACAGAUCUAAUGUGUCUGCUGUCUAUGCGACUAAGGUUGCCAUCGGGUGUUCUUCGGGCCAAGUUCUUCUCUUUGAACUAGAUAUUUUCUAAACUCUUCAGUGUGUUGUUUGACAUAGACUGGAAAAUGGAUGACUCAACGGCGGGACAGCCUACUCUCGCACGUUCGAUGGGUACAUGAAUUCUGAUUUAUAGGAACAUGAAAGGAGAAAAAUCACUUCCUUUAUAUGUUAAUCUCUAUGUAAGGCAAACAUAGUCACCUGUUAUUGACGAGGACGCUAGUUUCUUCACGGCGGUAAGUUCAAGAUACGUAUUGGAUGCCGCAUAGCCAGUCCGUUUUCU
Molecule: messenger RNA, 3948 nt
Organism: Monascus purpureus
Lineage: Eukaryota; Fungi; Ascomycota; Eurotiomycetes; Eurotiales; Aspergillaceae
Source: the annotation of a GenBank genome assembly